This is a messenger RNA of Parnassius apollo (apollo), 513 nucleotides long. The record is from the annotation of a GenBank genome assembly. NCBI's taxonomy places the organism in Eukaryota, Metazoa, Arthropoda, Insecta, Lepidoptera, Papilionidae.
UUGUCUGCAAGAAAAACCAUGUGGAACCCCGGAAACAUCCCAGUUCCCCAGGUCUUCAUCGAUGUCCUUCUAGAUGAGGAGGAAGCCGAAGAAGCGGUCAUCAAUGAAGAGGUUGGGGAACAAGGUGACUGUGAUGUAUCUAGCAUGCCAAUUUACUAUAUGCGGUCCGAUGGGUCAUGGGGGGACCUGUCGGAGUUGGUGGUAGAGCCUGCGGAGGUGUCUGGGUCACCUGCUCCGGCUCCGGCUGCAGCUCCAGUGGCUGCUCCGGAGGCUGUACCAGGCCCCGCACCCCGCAGAGUGGAAGGGUCACUUGCUCCGGCUCCGGCUGCAGCUCCAGUGGCUGCUCCGGAGGCUUUACCAGGCCCCGCACCCCGCAGAGUGGAAGAUUUACCUGCUCUAGAGGGUGCUCCAGGCCCCGCACCCCGCUUCAUGGUGGAGGUGUUGGACACGGCGGCGGCACGUCAGCGGCGAGGGACCGCGUCUGUACGCGGGUGGACGUGGCCGUGGCCGUGA